Messenger RNA from Medicago truncatula (barrel medic), 3449 nucleotides. RefSeq names its product mechanosensitive ion channel protein 6. Gene Ontology annotation, cellular component: plasma membrane. The record is from RefSeq and is a predicted model, not a curated record. Bases 432 to 3212 code for a protein of 926 amino acids. Lineage: Eukaryota; Viridiplantae; Streptophyta; Magnoliopsida; Fabales; Fabaceae. Gene Ontology annotation, biological process: transmembrane transport; monoatomic anion transport. Gene Ontology annotation, molecular function: mechanosensitive monoatomic ion channel activity. The transcript is spliced from 5 exons.
UUAAAACAGAAUAAAACAAACGCUACUGUUAUACGAUUACAUUACCACCACAACUCUCUCUCUCUCUCUCUCUCUCUGCAAUCCAUAAAUUUAAAAAACAUCAUUAUACUAUUCCCCUUUAUCAACCAUCGUCAUCAUCAUUAUCGUUAGAAGUGUUUUUUUUUUUUUUUUUUGCAUCUGCUCUGUUGACAAUACACAGUACACGCGUCCCCUCACAUCGUCCUAGAAAGACCCCUUCAAUCCUACAAAAUCAAAAAGGAAAAGCAUUAUAUAUCUUUUAUAGUAUAUAGAAAGAAAGAAAGAAAGAAAAAUUUCUUGGUCACCAUAUACCUACUUUCUUUUCUUUUCCACCUUUCACUAAACUUUAGAAUGCAUUAUUUUAUUAAAAUCUUCUUUUAAAUUUUAUUUUCCAGAUAUACCUUAACCCUGUGAUGCAAACUAUUAAAAAAUCCUUCAAAUCUUAUGCUUCUCAAAACAAUAAACAUUCUAGAAAAUUUUCUGCAGAUUCCGACCACGAACAACUCCCUAUUCUCCACGACCGCCAACACAGCAGCCGCUCUUUUCCUAUGGCCGGAGACGUCGUCGUGAAAAUCAACGACGACGGCGGUGAACCUUCCCAGGCCAAUAACAAGAUUUGGAGAGAAUCCAGCUACGAUUUUUGGAAUGACACCGGGGACAAUGUUCGUGAUGAGAGUUUUGAUUUCCGCAACAAAGCUAAGCUAGAGGAUCCACCGUCGCAACUAAUCGGAAAAUUUCUUCAUAAACAGCGUGCCUCCGGUGAUAUGUUGUUGGAUAUGGAUUUGGAGAUGGAAGAGCUGCAGAAUGAAGGUAAUGGCGCUGACGGAAAGUUAACGCCGGUUGAGGAAUCUCCCACGGUUAUUCAACGCGAGUUGAAAGUAAGUUUCGAGGAACCAGCUUCUAAUUCGAAUGGGAUUGAUGCCGUGGUGAACGAUCCUGUUCGGAGAAGACACAGCAAAGACUCGCCUUCAAUGGGUGAGUAUGCCCGGCCUCCACAACCCCCUAAUCACGACCGUCGUCGUUCUCCAUCACCGGCGGGUCAUGGUGGUGGUGAUUGUGAGGUUUUGAGGUGUUCCUCGAAUGCUUCGUUUGAGAGAAACCUCUCCAUGCAGAGAAAAUCAACGUUAAUGAAAACUAAAACUAAGUCCAGAUUAAUGGACCCACCCGAUGAACCUGAUAGAAGAUCUGGUCGGGUUGCUAAAUCGAGUCAGCUUUUGUCCGGGAUGAUUGGGAGGAAAGGUGAUGAUGAUGAAGAUGAUCCUUUUAUGGAAGAGGAUUUUCCAGAUGAGUAUAAGAAAACACAUUUUAGUCUCUGGAUUCUUCUUGAAUGGUUGAGUUUGAUUUUAAUUAUUGGUGCAUCAGUAACAACUUUUUGUGUUCCUUUGUUGAGGGAAAAGAAACUGUGGCAGCUUAAGUUGUGGAAAUGGGAAGUGAUGAUUCUUGUUCUAAUAUGUGGUAGAUUGGUUUCUGAUUGGGUUAUUAGGAUUGCUGUGUUUUGUAUUGAAAGGAAUUUCCUAUUGAGAAAGAGGGUUCUUUAUUUUGUGUAUGGUGUGAGGAAAGCUGUGCAAAAUUGUGUUUGGUUAGGGCUUGUUUUGAUUGCAUGGCAUUUUCUGUUUGAUAAGAGAGUUCAAAGAGAGACAAACAGUGAUGUCCUUCAAUAUGUGACUAAGGUUUUGGUCUGUUUCUUGGUGGGUACUUUGGUGUGGUUGUUGAAAACUCUAGUGGUUAAAGUUUUAGCUUCUUCUUUUCAUGUGAGUACAUACUUUGAUAGGAUUCAAGAGUCACUGUUUAAUCAGUUUGUGAUCGAAACACUCUCAGGUCCGCCUUUGGUGGAGAUUCGAAAGGCGGAAGAGGAAGAGGAAAGGCUUGCUGAUGAGGUUCAGAAGUUGCAAAAUGCUGGUGUUAGCAUACCUGCUGAUCUAAGAGCUAGUGCCUUUCCUAACAUCAAGAGUGGAAGGUUGAGGAGUGGAAUGCUUCAGAAAAGCCCUGUGGUUAAAAGUGGCAAGUUUUCAAUGCCGCUUUCCAAGAAAUCUGAUGAUAAUGGGAUUGGGAAUGGUGGUGGUGGGAUAACUAUUGAUCACCUGCACAAGCUGAAUCCAAAUAACGUGUCCGCUUGGAAUAUGAAGAGGUUAAUGAAUAUGGUUCGGCACGGGGCACUUACUACAUUGGAUGAGCAGAUACUUGAUUCUUCUGCUGAUGAUGAGCAUGCCACACAAAUCAGAAGUGAAAAUGAGGCUAAAGCAGCUGCUAAGAAAAUCUUUCAGAAUGUUGCUAGGCGCGGCUGCAGGUUUAUAUAUCCUGAGGACUUAAUGCGUUUUAUGCGAGAAGAUGAGGCUAUAAAAACCAUAAAUCUAUUUGAAGGAGCGUCUGAUUCUGGGAAAAUCAGCAAAUCUGCGUUGAAGAACUGGGUGGUGAAUGCCUUCAGGGAGAGGAGAGCACUUGCUUUGACAUUGAAUGACACCAAAACCGCAGUGAAUAAACUUCAUCGAAUGCUCAAUUUCUUAGUUGCCAUUAUCAUACUGGUUAUUUGGCUCUUGAUAUUGGAAAUUGCUACUACCAAAUUUCUUCUUUUUGUGAGCUCACAACUUGUCUUGGUUGCAUUUAUAUUCGGAAACACAUGCAAGACUGUAUUUGAAGCAAUCAUAUUUUUAUUUGUAAUGCAUCCAUUUGAUGUGGGAGAUAGAUGUGAAAUUGAUGCGACCCAGAUGGUUGUAGAAGAGAUGAACAUCUUGACCACCGUAUUUCUGAGAUUCGAUAAUCAAAAGAUAACGAUCCCUAACAGUGUCCUUGCUACUAAGGCCAUACAUAAUUUCUACCGUAGUCCUGACAUGGGAGAUUCUGUUGAAUUCUGUAUCCAUGUAGCUACCCCACCUGAAAAGAUUUCACUCAUGAAACACAGAAUACAUAAUUUCAUUGAUAACAAGAAGGAGCACUGGUAUCCUUCACCUUUUAUAGUCUUGAAGGAUCACGAACAAUUGAACAUGGUUAAAGUGGCGAUCUGGCCAACUCAUAGAAUGAACUUCCAAGACAUGGGAGAAAGAUAUAUCAGGAGGUCUCUUCUUAUUGAAGAGUUGAUGAAGAUUUUCAGGGAUCUCGACAUUCAGUACCGUCUCAUGCCUCUCGACAUUAAUGUUAGAGCUUUGCCUACCACUUCUGACCGUCUUCCAGCUAGUUGGACAACAAUCACAAAUUGAGUAGAAGGGUGAAAUCCACCAUGUACUUAGUAGCCUCAUGCUGCGUGGCAUUAUGUGCUCCGAAGUGUUACAUUUUAGCAGGGUAGGCUUUAUGUAAAGAGUUUCUUCUGGUUAUUUCUGUAGAUUAGCUUGAUAUCUACCAAGGUUAGUUUUUAGCUGAUAAAUCAAAGAGUUUCUAUUGGUAUUCUCACACAGUUUUGUUUAAAUAAUGAGUAUUAGUUGAUACCUCUUAUCCUA